UGAUUGGUCACACCGCUCAUUUAGCCCCGCCUCUGCCCCUCACUGGAGCAGCUGUUGCAUAGUCUUCAUGUUAACGAUUUAAAAGUUGAUCUAUUUAUUAAAAGUAGUCAGGUCAAAAUUUUAAUUAUUUUUACAUGUAUCGAUGACUAUGCAUACCAAUGUGAUCUCAAGAACGUUUAAGCGGUAGAAAGAUUGGAUUAUGAAACCGCCGGAGCAGCAGCUUGUGUAACCUGACAAAUCGUCAUUCCUCCGUUCAUUCGUUUUCCUACUUCGUGACUGAUUUGGUGACCGAGAAUGUCGGCAGGUGAAGAAACGAAGCCUGUGUCUGAGGUGCGAGAGCUACUGAGAGAGCUGAUAUUGGGACGUGAGGAUCCGCAAGGGUUUUUCUGUAUGUGUGUGUCUCUGCUGGGAGACGCAGACACCCGGAGACUCUUUCUGGACCUGAUCAAACCCCUUUCAUCCGAGUAUGAACAUCUACACAGUCAGCUGACCUCAGUCUUUCUAGAGUACUUCUCUAAGGAUGAAUCAGAGGAAUUGGAGCUGGCUUUAACGCUCUCUCUAUAUGAAACCAAACAAAUUGACCCAGAAGACAAACUGCACAAUUCUGAUCAUCAGCAUCAUGUUCCUCGGUCUUACAAAACCUACGCUGACGUACGUACAGAAAGCUCUGGUGCUGAUGGAUCUGUGGUACCAGAGAACCAGCCUACUGCGAAAUGUACACUUGAUACUGAAGUACAUAAAACCAGAAAUGCAAUAAAGCACAUAAAUGGAGACAAGAUCACAAAAUCACAAAAGCGUCGUCUGCGUAAGAAGCAGCAUUUGCUGAAGAACCCAUCAGGACCACGACCGGUUGUGCUGUGGUUCAGAAGGGAUCUCCGCAUGUGGGACAACCCUGCUCUGAUUGGCUGCCUGGAGCUCGGUGCACCUGUCAUACCGGUCUUUCUAUGGAAUGCAAUGGAGGAGGAGGGUCCUGGGGUUACUAUGUCAACUGGUGGGGCUUCUAAAUACUGGCUGCAUCAGGCACUAGUGAGUCUGAAGCGCUCUCUGGAGGAGCGUGGAAGUCAUUUGGUGACCCUGAAGGCAGAGCCCUCAUCUUUGACUGCGCUGCAAGGGUUAAUGGAUGAAACGGGAGCAGCUUCAGUUGUAGCAACGGCACUGUAUGAGCCCUGGCUGAAGGAGAGAGAUGAUGCAUUGUGGGAAACAUUGGAGAAACGAGGCGUUACGUGCCAUAUAUACCACUCGUAUUGCCUUAGAGAUCCCUACACGGUCAGCACAAGAGGCGUUGGACUACGAGGUAUCGGCUCCGUGUCUCACUUCAUGAGCUGUUGUCAGCAGAACCCUGCUGGUGGACUGGGGUCUCCACUGGAUGCCCCCACUACCCUGCCCUCUCCCUCAGCAUGGCCACAGGGAUGCCCGCUUGCUGAUCUGGGACUGGCACGCAUGCCACGCAGAAAAGAUGGCACAGUGAUUGACUGGGCUGUGGACAUUCGAAAAACAUGGGACUUCAGUGAAGAAGGAGCUCACACACAUCUUGAAGCCUUCCUACGAGAUGGCGUGUACCGUUAUGAAAAGGAGUCAUGCCGUGCGGAUGCCCCCAACACCAGCUGUCUAUCUCCAUAUCUGCACUUCGGUCAGCUGAGUGCACGCCAGGUCUUAUGGGCUGCUCGUGGAGCUCGCUGCAAAUCUCCCAAAUUCCAGCGCAAACUGGCCUGGAGAGAUCUGGCGUACUGGCAGAUCAGCCUUUUCCCAGACCUGCCCUGGGAGUCCCUCAGGCCACCGUACAAGGCUCUGCGCUGGAGCUCAGACCAUGCCCAUCUGAAAGCAUGGCAGCGUGGACGCACAGGAUAUCCGCUUGUAGAUGCAGCAAUGAGACAGCUGUGGCAGACCGGAUGGAUGAACAACUACAUGAGGCAUGUUGUGGCCUCCUUCCUCAUUGCUUAUCUGCAUUUUCCAUGGCAGGAAGGAUACCGCUGGUUUCAGGACACGCUGGUCGAUGCUGAUGUUGCCAUAGAUGCCAUGAUGUGGCAGAAUGGAGGAAUGUGUGGUCUGGAUCACUGGAACUUCGUCAUGCACCCGAUUGACGCAGCACUGACCUGUGACCCCUGUGGCACCUUUGUGCGUCAGUGGUGUCCUGAACUGAAGGCUCUUCCUGAUGACCUCAUCCAUAAGCCCUGGAAGUGCCCAACAUCAAUGCUGCGUAGAGCAGGUGUAGUUUUCGGUGACAGCUACCCCGAGCGUAUCGUUAUUGACCUUGAGGAGCGACGUGCACAGUCUCUGCAGGAUGUUGCGUCGGUGCGCAGGCGUUUCAGGCAGUUUGUAGACCAGCGAUCAGGUUGUGAUCUGGUACCUGUUCCUUCCAGAUUGGUGCAGGAUGCUUUAGGCAGUAUGGAGGAUAUUGUGAAGCAUGAAAAAAACGGCUUCCUUCUUCCGGUCAUCACCCGAAUGGAGUUUAAACACCAGUCGGAGGAUCCAGACAGGCAGGAUAACCCAUACAGUGCUGUGCUGAAGGGCUACGUCAGUCGCAAACGGGAUGAAACCGUCGCCUUCCUAAAUGAGCGAGACUUCACAGCCAGCGUGAUGUGUGAGAGCGCACAGCGUAGAGAGAGGUUAGAGAGGGACAGCUGUCUUCUAGAGGGUUUACCUCGGCCCACCGCCUCACGUGGAGGAGCCAGGAGAACUCAAACCAGAGACCCGUACAGCAAAGUGCCUGGAGGUGUUGCUGUUCCACGCAAAUAAUACACUGACUAUUUAGAGCAAUGGUCAACAAACUUGUUCCCGGAGGGCUGGUGUCCUGCAGAUUUUAACUCCAACCCUAAUCAAACACACCUGGACAAGCUAAUCAAGGUCUUACUAGGUAUACUUGAAACAUCCAAGCAGGUGUGUUGAGGCAAGUUGGAGCUAAACCCUGCAGGAACACCUGCCCUCCAGGACCGAGAUUGGUGACCCCUGAUUUAGAGGGAUAGUUCACCCAAAACUGAGAUUUCUGUCAUCCUUUACUUAGUCCUAGCCUCAGACGUUACGCAAAGCACCAUCCACAGAUCUGCGGCUAAAUGUCUGAUGCACAUGGCACACUUUUCUGGUAACAAUUUAGCAGUCGUUUUCUGAGUGGUUAAAAUAUACAGGAUUUCUGGAAGUCGGGUGUGCAGCAAUCUUAAUCAGCUCACCUCGAAACUUGUCUGAGCUGUGAAAAAACUGCGAUUGUCUUGAAUCAGUGAUUUUCUGCUUGCACACCCAUCUGUUAUUGU
Danio rerio (zebrafish) is the source of this 3245-nucleotide messenger RNA. The record is from RefSeq and is a predicted model, not a curated record. Lineage: Eukaryota; Metazoa; Chordata; Actinopteri; Cypriniformes; Danionidae.